AUGCCGGAUGAGAGGCCGCUGACAGCAGCAACCAUGCGACUAAUGAUGGCGGAGUUUUCCAAAAAUAUUCAAACCAAUAUGCGGACGCAAAUCCACACGCUUUCCGCUGAGCUCAGAAAGGAACUACAUGAAGAUGGCCAACGUACUUAUCAAGACGAAAAGAAAAUGGACGAGUUUGCUAAGGCCCACAACAGCCUCGCAGACAAGCUCCAGGAGAUGGAAGCGGCUCUCCAAGAACAUAAAUUGAAACUAGCGGAUAUCGAGGAGCGGGCUUGGAGGAAUAACCUGCGCAUAAGACUUAGUCGGUCCUCCCCUCUGCACUCAAUGCUUACCUGUUGGAUUUCUUCCAGGCCCUCACUCCAGAGAUCCACCCGGACCAACCAAUCAUCGACAGGGCUCAUCGACUCCGACGCCCACAACACCUACCCACCACAGCAGCCAGAGAUGUGA
Molecule: messenger RNA, 450 nt
Organism: Pelobates cultripes (western spadefoot toad)
Lineage: Eukaryota; Metazoa; Chordata; Amphibia; Anura; Pelobatidae
Source: the annotation of a GenBank genome assembly